Messenger RNA from Spirometra erinaceieuropaei, 6097 nucleotides. Lineage: Eukaryota; Metazoa; Platyhelminthes; Cestoda; Diphyllobothriidea; Diphyllobothriidae. The record is from the annotation of a GenBank genome assembly.
AUGGUGAACUUUUAUCGCCGGUUUCUCCCAAACUGUGCCGACACCAUCCUACCUCUGACCAGUCUCCUCUCUGGUUCUAAGCGCACCUUUGAAUUUACAUCAGCCGCACUCACGUCAUUUGAGCAGGUAAAAGCCCUUCUGGCUGACGCCACCACCCUGACUCACUUUCACGCUGAUGCACUCAUAUCUCUGAUGGUCGAUGCCUUCAAUGUUGCUGUUGGCGCGGUUCUUCAACACAGUCUGCCGGAUUCUACCGUGCCUUUGGCUUUCUUCUCCAAGAAACUAUCCAAAGCCGAAACCCGCUACAGCACAUUCAGUUCAGUUCAGUUUAUUUGAGGGAAAUAUAGGUGUUAAACCUUUGAACUCCCUAUUUGUUGCAAGGAGGCGAACAAUAAAAAAAAACUUUGAAAAUGAAAACAUCAAACGGCUACAGAGUUUCUUCAGAUUGGCAACGUUUUGUAAGCCAGACAGAUAAACGAAUUGUCCCAAGAGUUAAAAACAUUAACGUUACUAAAUGUGCUGUACAGUAGUCUGUCUAGGGAUAGUUGGUGCUAUCUCAGUUUUGGAGGGAGACGAACUGAAUGCCAACACACAUUCAACAGACAUGGGACAAUAUUAAAAAACAAACGUUACUGAAAUACAGGAAGUAAUAUAACAGCAGUAAAAACUGUUCGAACGAAAUGCUAGACAAUCUGUCAGGUGGCAUUAUGACGAUUGGUGGCAAUCUGGUCCAAGUUGCGCUUAAAAGCCUCGACGGAGGUGGACAUGACGACACCUGCAGGCAGAGCAUUCCAGGCCUCGAUCACUCUGUUUAAAAAGAAGAAAUUCCGAGUGUCCAGCUUGGCGCCAGUUACGCGUAGUUUAAGUGGAUGACCUCGGAGGUUCGUUGUGGUCGCUAACUCAAAGAAAUCGGUAGGUACGAGACAGCAGUCCUGACUGCGCAGUAUACGGAAUGUUUGUAUAAGGUCGCCUCUUAGCUGUCUGUAACUCAGUGAAAAGAGGCCGAGAUUGGACAAUCGGGUUUCAUAGGGUAGUGAACCCUGUCCACUUACGAGUUUGGUUGCCCGCCUCUGAACUUUCUCAAGGAUGCUGAGAUCUUUAGAGGUCCACGGUUUCCACGCCUGAAUAGCGAACUCUAGCUGUGGCCGUACGAAAGUCCGAAAGACUUUAACGAAGCAGUCCUCAUCGAAGGUAGAGAAAGCUCUCUUGACAAGAUAAAGGACUGACAUCGCAGACUUGGCUACCUUGGAGCAGUGAAGCGACGGUUUUAGAGAAGCCGUUACCCACACCCCCAAGUCUUUCUGGGCGUCUACCUCCUGCAAUGGUACGCCGUUUAGGUGGUAAACCCUCCAGGUCAGAGAUCGGGUCCUGCCGACUCGCAGGACAUUACACUUAGUCACAUUAAACGGCAACAGCCAGUCCUGUGACCAUUUCUCGAGUCGGGUCAGGUCUGCCUGCAAGCGCUCUUCGUCCAAUUCAGUUCGGAUGACGCUCCAAAGUUUAACAUAAUCAGCGAGCAUGGCGACAUCACAAUUCAGUUCACUGACGCAGUCGUUGACGUAUAUAAUGAAUAGGGUAGGGCCAAGAACGGAGCCUUGUGGAACACCGCUUUCAACCGCUACCUCCGCCGACUGCCUGUCACCGACGUGGACGAUUUGAGAGCGACCGAUCAAGAAACUUUGUAUCCACCUCAGGAGAUUACCCCUCAGGCCUGUUCGGUUUAAUUUGUACAGGAGACGCUGAUGGGGUACACUGUCGAAUGCUUUCUUAAAGUCGACGUAGACUGCGUGCACUGCAUUGCUGCCAUCGACUGCCCGGGUCCAGCGAUCUAAACAAUAUAGUAGAUUCGUCACGCAUGAUCUGCCUCUUCGAAAUCCGUGCUGGGCAUCGCAUAGCAGAUUAUGCUCUUCUAGGAAGUGCAUUAUUUCUCGCUUUAUUGUUUUCUCCAUAAUUUUGCAGCAAAUUGAAGUAAGGCUGAUUGGUCUGUAGUUGUUUGCUAAGACCUUGCUGCCGCCUUUAUAAAUUGGCGUGAUCCGCGCUGAUUUCCAAUCGGAGGGCAAAUAGCCUGCUUCGAACGAAGCUUGGAAGAGCAUGGACAGCGGUUUGGAUAGUUCUCCAGCAAGUUCCUUCAACAAUUUGGGCGGUAUGCCAUCCGGCCCAGGUGAUUUAGACUCAUUCAACUUCAACAGUUCUUUGCAAACAAUAGCUUCGGCGAAAGAGACGUGCUCAAUCGUUGGCCCGUCCACUAUGUCGCAGUCGGGAGGGAGAAAUGCGCUUUCCUUCGUAAAGAUGGACUUGAAGAACUGUGAAAGGUGCUCUGCCUUUUCUCCGUCUUCACUGAGUUCUAGGUCGUCACUAGUUUUCAAUAACGGGAUUGGGUCUCUGUUUCGUGUGCUUCUUCUUAUGUAACCAUAGAACAACUUCGGAUUUUCUGCGGCUCGAUUUAGUAGGUCUUUCUCAAAAGUACGCCGCGUCCCGAGGAUUAACCUCCGAACUAGGUUCCUCUGUGCUUUGUAUGCAUUUAACGACACAUAGCUCCUAUCCGAGAGGAAUUUUCUCCAUAACCUCCGCUUUUUAUUCACUUCAUUUUUUAAAGCUUGUGUUAGCCACGGGGGUCUGCAAUUUAGUUUCUUCCGUGAAAUAGGACAGUGGUCUCUGAGAAGAACGUGCAAUAACUCACUAAACCAGUCCCAGCACUUGAUUAUGUCACCGGAAAAAGCUGAUUCCCAGUUUAUGGUGUUUAGUUCAGCUUUCAUUUGGGCAAAGUCACCGCGCCCAAUGUUCCUUCUAACCCUGGUGGCCUGUUCGGGCAGAGAAAAAAUGGAGUACUCCCACAACAGUACGACGUGAUCGCUUCGACCUAGGGGGUAGACAUUGCACCUCAUCAACGCUGUCCAGUGACUUCGUAAGGAGCAGAUCCAGACAGUUUGACUGUUGCCCUUCGCGCACCCUCGUCGGAAAGGAGACGUGCUGAGUGAGAAAUAACUUGAAGGUCAUGUCCAGCAAACGUCGGUCGAAAGCAUGGUCUGGACCAGAUGCAUAAGCUGAACUCCAGUCGAUAAGAGGUGCGUUGAAGUCCCCCAUGAUUAAGACUUCGAACCGGAUAGAGAAUCUCUCCAGGUCCUCAAUCAGAUGGGCUUCCGCUGUGGGAUCAUUUCUCGGCGGUCGGUAGACCGUCAGGAUGUCAAGGCUCGGUGAACCCGGUGCUUUUAUAGUUAGCCAAAUAGCCUCAGAAGUACAAGAAAGUUUAUCUGUUUUGUCUGAGACCAUAAGCCCGUGUUUUACAUACGUGAGUACGCCUCCGCCCUGACGUCCUGACCUGUCUCUUCUAAACAGCUGGUAUCCUGGUAUAGUUAACUCACGGUUGUCUACCUGCUGGUUCAGCCAAGUUUCUGUAAGUGAGAUUAUAUCCGGGGAUAGAUGAGAUAGAUGGAUCUUGAGCUCGUCAACUUUCGAUAACAUGCUCUGCACAUUUGUAUAUAGAAAUUUCAGUUUGCGAUUUGCGGCUGGCAGAGAACUAAGUUCGAGGCGUCUAGGACUUUCGCCCACUAUUCCAGUUGCACGGUCAUCCGGAUCGGGCCCGUCCAAAGAAAAGAUGAUGGGCGCUGUCUGAUUUGGUUAUUGUAGAUAACCAAAUUCCGUUCUCCUUCGUUGAGUCUCUUCCUCAGUUCCAGAACUAGAAGACGACGUUUCAGCCUCUCUGCUGGCGAGUAAUCCGGUUGAAAAAAAAACACCGGGGUUUGUGCCUUUUAUUCUAAAGCGCCGAGAUAGAAUCAACCCAGCUUGCUCCUUACAAGCCAGCACAACUUUGAGUGGUCGAGGGCGUGUUGAUGUAGGCAGAUUGUUUGUCCGCUUUCCGAGACGGAACGCUUUGAGUACUUCAAUUGCCUCAGUGGUUUCCAGGAUAUUGUUAAGCAAGCCUUGGAAAAGCCUUAGAUCUUCCGAAACCCGGUCUUUAGGAGUGUUGGCAUUAGAUUCAGGGAGCCCCUGAAUAACGAGACAUUGGUCUCGUGCGAUAUCGUUCGUAUAUUUUGUUGCUGUAUUUCUCUCUGGUGGAUGCGGUACUUUAGGGGUAAUAGAUGGCGGUGGUGGAACACAUGCUAUAUCGCGGUUUUGAUGAUCGACACCAGUUUUAACUAAAUUGGAGGGGGCCGUUGAUAUGGACGGUAGCGAAUGAUGGUCUGUAGAUUCGGCGAUGGCCUCAAUACCAUUACUUGUGCUGGACCCAUCCGAUCCAAGAAUUUUCUGGGCGUUACGAACUGUUUUUGGACAUUCGGCAUUAACCGUUUUGGACAGGGCUGUUGUCGUGAACUUCUCGCCGCUUAUCUUGCCGUAAGGCACUUCUGGCAUUUACUCGAAGGUCGAGAGUUCACAAUUUUCACUGAUCAUAAGCCACUCACGUUUACAAUACAUUCCCACUCUGACAAGCUAAGCCCCCGGGAGAUCCGUCGCCUGGACUACAUUUCGCAGUUCACUUCAGACAUCCGCCAUAUUGACGAGUCAAGGAAUGAGGUGGCUGACGCUCUGUCCAGGCCCUCUAUUGCUCAUCUUCAGCUUUCACCCGGGAUAGACCUCGCUGAGAUGGCCGCUGAACAACGCCUUGUCGGUCCACCCUGUGAUGAGGAUGUUUCCGGACUCCAACUUCAGGAACUACCACUGACGACUGGCAACGGCACUAUUCUAUGCGACGUAUCCACCCCAUCCCAUCGUCCAUUUGUGCCACCAUCCCUCCGCCGUAAAGUUUUCUCCUCCCUGCGCAAUCUCUCUCACCCUGGGAGUCGAGCAACCGACAAGCUGGUUUCCGACCGCUUCGUCUGGCCUGGAAUGCACAACGACCUGAAAGCAUGGACACGGGCGUGUAUCGGCAGUCAACGGAAUAAGGUCCGACGGCACAACAAAACUCCCAUUGGCAUCUUCCCUACUCCGGACGCACGGUUCAGUCAUAUCCACCUGGACAUCGUCGGCCCCCUGCCUCUGUCCAAUGGCUGCUCCUAUCUCCUUACCUGCGUGGAUCGAUUCACCCGGUGGCCGGAAGCUAUUCCACUGCCUGAUGUCGCAGCUCCAACGGUCGUCAAGGCUUUCCUCAGUCGUUGGGUUGCCAUUUUCGGUGCUCCCUCCAUUAUCACGACUGACCGGGGUGCCCAAUUUGAAUCUCACCUCUUCCAGUCUUUACUCACCUUUUUAGGCUGUACUCGCAUCCGCACUACAGCCUAUCAUCCGGCAGCCAACGGGAUGGUCGAGCGGUUUCAUCGUCAGCUGAAGGCCUCCCUACGCGCCGCAGACGAUCCGGAGAACUGGACAGACCACCUCCCCCUAGUCCUCUUGGGCAUUCGCUCCUCCCUCAAGUCGGACCUUAAUUGUUCUGCCGCUGAACUCAUGUUCGGUGCCACCGACGACUUCCCGGUCAGAUGAUCUCGCCAACCCCGCGAGUUGCAGUUGAGGAUCCCACCAACCUCCUGCAUCGCCUCCGGCAAUUCCUGCGGACACUUUCUCCGGUUCCGCCCAAGCCAUCCGUCUCCGAAUCUUACCUCGAGAAGGACUUGGCAACAUGCUCUCACGUCUAUCUCCGAUGUGAUCGAGUCCGCCGGCCCCUGGAACCACCCUACGAUGGCCCCUUCCGAGUUAUCUCUCGUGGGACGAAGAACUUCCGCAUCCAACGCGGCACUCGCGAGGAGGUCGUGAGCGUGGACCGUCUCAAAGCUGCCUUCCCGGACACUCCUCCGGAUGAGCCCUGUGGUCCCCUACCCCCUGCUCCGCCUCCCCGACCCUCUAUUCCACCGUCCCGUAUACUUCUUCUGCCCUCAUGUCCACAACUCCCAACUGCAACUACCCCUUCAUCAACAAACAACACUGUAACCGCGAGCCAUACUCACUCUAAUCCUGUGCCCCCUGUAUAUAUCACCCGUAGUGGACGCCAUGUUCACUUUCCUGACCGUUUCGUUACUCAUGUUUUUUUUAGACAUCAACAGUUCCUUCGGUAUCGCUACGCGCCACCUUCGGUCUAGCCGGGGGGUACUGUAGCAGUUCGCGUCUCCUCGCUCUCCGCCUUUGUCACGCUGCCCUCCUGUCCGCCUCACACUCCUUGUCAAUGCGCUGA